Messenger RNA from Penicillium lagena, 1188 nucleotides. RefSeq lists its product as uncharacterized. The record is from RefSeq and is a predicted model, not a curated record. The transcript has a single exon. Lineage: Eukaryota; Fungi; Ascomycota; Eurotiomycetes; Eurotiales; Aspergillaceae. Bases 1 to 1188 code for a protein of 395 amino acids.
AUGAACUACGGCUUCUGCCUCGUCAAUAACCCGACCGACUACCGGAUCGUCAAACUGGGGGUGCUGGUGAGCAGCCCGCUCAUGGCAGCCAAAGACCGACAGCGGCAGCUGUAUCCCGAGCAGGCCACAAAAACCGAGGACCCGUACUAUAUCUUCAGCAUCCUCUACCCGCUCCUAGCCCGCGAUACACCGAUGGAGCACACAAUCGUCUCCCCAGCCCUGUUCAACGCACUCGCCGUGAUGGAGGGUAAUCCGCGCGAGCAAGAUAUGAUCGAGAUCACCGAGUCUGGGAUUCGUAUCCCGCCUGCUUACGGAAAUGGACACAGCACUCUUGCAGCAUUGAGUCAGAUCAGCUUCGAGCUGAUUGCGCAUAUUGGGUUGCUGCAGGACAGCGCGGAAGGACUCCCAGUACAACCAGCCAAUCUGAAUCAGAUGCAUACGCAGAUUUACCGCAAUGGUCAGAUUGCACUCGAUCAAGCUGCCCUCAUCAUCAUCUCGUGGACUCUCACCCGAGCAAGGGAGCAACAGCGAGGCGAGACCUGGGACGAUAUCAAGACCAUGCUGAACGAGCACAUGGCCCGUAUACCCGCCGACCUCCUGUCCGAGGAAAUCCUAUCGCGCAUCCGGGUCCGCAUCCUCGAGCGCGAGUCCAUCGUGCCCAAGAACGGAGUUCUUUUCCGACUCACCGAGCUAUUUACUCUCCUCCCGACGGAGAUGCAAGGUCCCGGCCAAAAACACUUUGACCACGUCUUCGACCGCGCAGUACAGGUCAUUCCUGUCGUGCGCAGCGUGCCGAACUUGCUUUUCGGGACGCUGCUUUGCUUGCUGGUUGCCACGUACCGCUCACAGGUCCCACUGCCAGCGCGCCUGACUCGAUGGUUGGAGUUUCUUUUCGAGGCAUAUCCCCCACCAUCCGUGGCUGGUCCUGAUCCUGCCGAGGAUGAACAGAUGGAUACGCUCCUUGCGGCGUUUGAUGAGUUUGUGAAAGUCGAGAACGCCCAACCAUGGGCUGCUGAUGAUGGAGUUACAUGGUUGGUCAAUGAUAGUGGGUGGUUGGAUGUGAACUGGCUGCGGUGGGCAUGGUGGGUUGUUGAAGCAGAGACAGUGCUGGUGCCGCCGGAGCCAUUGCAAAUACUGGGUGGUGGACCAGUGCAGAUGCUGAGACAGGCGUGCUUGUAUGUACCUUAG